AUGUUACGAAUUCCCCGACUACCUAUCAACUCCGCGCGGUCAUCAGUGACAACCUCUCUUUUCUCCCCAUCAGCAUCGCCACGCACUUCUAUUUGUAAUGAUCUAGUCGCCAAACGUGUGGUACGCUCGAUAUUCAUCCCCUCCUCUGCCCGAAGGGCCGAGCCUGCGGCGAGUCCAAGUCCAGUCUCGCAGAAGACAACAGUUCCUCCGAAAAGCGCGCCCAACGCCUCCAAUGUGCAGUCGACGAACAGCUUCGAUGACCAGCCACUGGAUACUCAGGCAGACGAUCCGUCUCGAGUUGAUUGGACAAGAUCUUUCCAUGGGCUCUCCACCGAACCAUUUUCCAAAGAAGCUGCCGAUAUUCUGCAGGCGGCUCUCGACCCCGAAGAUAUUGAAAUCAAGCCUGAUGGAAUAGUAUACCUACCGGAGAUAAAAUACAGACGCAUCCUGAACAGGGCAUUUGGCCCGGGAGGUUGGGGACUUGCUCCUAGGGGCGAGACAAUCGUCACCGACAAAUCCGUCACCCGGGAAUAUGCAUUACUGGCCCACGGACGGCUGGUAUCUAUUGCACGCGGGGAGCAGGUGUACUUCAACAAAGACAACAUUCCCAUGGCAUCGGAAGGUUGCAAAUCGAACGCUAUGAUGCGGUGCUGUAAAGAUCUCGGGGUGGCCAGCGAACUCUGGGAUCCUCGUUUCAUACGCAAAUUCAAGGCGGAACAUACCCGUGAAGUAUUUGUCGAGCACCAAGGGACAAAAAAGCGGACCAAGAUAUGGCUUCGCAAGGGCGAUCCGGUGACAUAUCCCUAUGCGGAACUCAAGAAAUGA
Capronia epimyces CBS 606.96 is the source of this 825-nucleotide messenger RNA. RefSeq lists its product as uncharacterized. NCBI's taxonomy places the organism in Eukaryota, Fungi, Ascomycota, Eurotiomycetes, Chaetothyriales, Herpotrichiellaceae. Gene Ontology annotation, biological process: recombinational repair; interstrand cross-link repair. Bases 1 to 825 code for a protein of 274 amino acids. Gene Ontology annotation, cellular component: mitochondrial chromosome; mitochondrial nucleoid. The record is from RefSeq and is a predicted model, not a curated record. Gene Ontology annotation, molecular function: single-stranded DNA binding. The transcript is spliced from 3 exons.